Messenger RNA from Brassica napus (rape), 1065 nucleotides. Its product is annotated as endoplasmic reticulum-Golgi intermediate compartment protein 3-like. The coding region runs from base 1 to 858 and encodes 285 amino acids. Lineage: Eukaryota; Viridiplantae; Streptophyta; Magnoliopsida; Brassicales; Brassicaceae. Gene Ontology annotation, cellular component: COPII-coated ER to Golgi transport vesicle; endoplasmic reticulum. The record is from RefSeq and is a predicted model, not a curated record. The transcript has 10 exons.
AUGGCAAUUGAACGAUCCACUACCGUAGCUUCUCAAGAUGUCAUCGAGUCCAAACAAGAUGGAAUUGGUCAUACUAAGAUUGAGAAACCUUUACAGAAACAUGGUGGAAGGUUGGAGCACAAUGAAACAUAUUGUGGUUCCUGCUUUGGUGCUGAAGCGACGGAUGAUACUUGUUGUAAUUCAUGUGAUGAAGUUCGUGAAGCUUAUCGAAAGAAAGGUUGGGCCCUCUCUGACCCUGAAUCUAUCGACCAGUGCAAAAGAGAAGGAUAUGUGCAAAAGUUGAAAGACGAAGAAGGUGAAGGCUGUAACGUUCACGGUUUCUUGGAAGUUAAUAAAGUCGCUGGGAAUUUUCAUUUCGUUCCAGGACAAAGCUUUCAUCAAUCCGGUUUUCAAUUUGGUGAUCUUAUAUUCUUCCAGCAAGGCAACUACAAUAUUAGCCACAAGGUUAACAGGCUGGCCUUUGGAGACUUUUUCCCCGGUGUAGUGAACCCUCUAGAUGGUGUGCAGUGGAAUCAGGAGAAACAAAAUGGCGUGUAUCAAUAUUUCGUCAAGGUGGUACCAAGCAUUUACACAGAUGUUCAUGGGCAUACCAUUCAGUCAAACCAGUUCUCUGUGACAGAACAUUUCCAAAAAAUGGAAGCAGGUCGAAUGCAAUCUCCGCCUGGUGUUUUCUUCUACUAUGAUCUUACGCCGAUUAAGGUGAUAUUUGAGGAGCAGCAUGUGGAGUUCUUGCACUUCCUAACAAAUGUUUGUGCUAUAGUAGGAGGUAUCUUCACCGUAUCAGGAAUAGUUGAUUCGUUCAUAUACCAUGGACAAAGAGCAAUUAAGAAGAAAAUGGAGAUUGGUAAAUUCAACUGAGUUUGUUUGUCUUAUUAUUAUUUUAUAUAUAUAUAUAUUCUUCUCACUUUCUUGUUCAGAGACUGGUUAACCUUCAACGGGGGUUUUACAGUUAGACAUUAGGUUUGAUGAUGAGUCUGGCAAACAAUUCUAUCUUUGGUUGACUUUGAAAGGAACUGAGAAAGUUUUACUUUACCUUAUAAAUUAUUUUUCUUUUCUUCAGGCAAA